Coniophora puteana RWD-64-598 SS2 is the source of this 2859-nucleotide messenger RNA. RefSeq lists its product as uncharacterized. The record is from RefSeq and is a predicted model, not a curated record. Bases 1 to 2859 code for a protein of 952 amino acids. NCBI's taxonomy places the organism in Eukaryota, Fungi, Basidiomycota, Agaricomycetes, Boletales, Coniophoraceae. The transcript has 20 exons.
AUGGAGGGGCCCGAACGUCGCAGCUUUCUUGGCGCCCAAACCCUGUACAAAAAUCGACAGUCGGACGAUCGCAAGCCGGCACAUAUCCUCAACCCAUAUAAUCGUACGACGGACGCAACGAGGAUCACUGGGCUGGCUGGUGCCGGCUCGGGCUCCGGCACUGGCCACACUUCCUACUUUCGGGAGUCUCUCGCCCGCGGCCAGCCUACAUCCCAGUCUACUCAAAGCAUAAAACUCGAAGAGAACCGGAUGGGCGGAUUCCAUACUCCUCCCCGGAUCAACCCAAGUCUUUAUAGCGGGAGUCAGUCGGCUCAUGCUCCUCGGCGCUCCCAGGGACCUGAGACGCGUUUUGAGUUCGAGACGUCAGGCUCUUACACCGCACCCAACGUUUCAUCUCAGUACCUCGCGCCUAGAAACUCCCCGUACGAGCCCUCGAUUAAGGAGGAGCACGACGCCGAUGCCAGCGCGUCACCUCGCGUCAUGCCAGGAGAUGAUGAGUCUGACAUUCUCGCUCGGCUUUCGAGGAUGCAGGCCCGAGCAAAAAAUGACAAUGUGCGGCUCAUAAACGAACGGUCCGCUCUCGAGGCUCAACUCUCUGAAAAGGAUCGAGACAUCGCAGAGCUCAAGCAUCGCGUUGCUGACCUGACCAACCAACACUCCCAUCUCAAAACAUCCAACAAGAAACUGGCGGAUACGGCUAACAGGAACUUGGCAGAGCUGAGGAGGGACUACGAGGCGCUCAAGGCUGAGACCCAGCCAUUCUCCCAACUUUUAACAGAAGGUAGGGAAGCCAUCACCGCCAUGGCAGAGUUCCGAGAAGUCGCUCGCCAUCGUCUUACUCAGCUCGAGCCGAUGCUGGAUGAUGAUGGGAGCUUUAUAGAAAGUUCAAGCGUACGGCGAACGCUUGACGAGCUGCGUAGCGAUCUCUUAAACACCCAACAGGUCACGGAUAUCCUCCGAGAAAGGCUACGUGACAUGUCUUCCGACCUCAGUGAAGCGCGAAGUCGAGGCCUCGAAGUUGAACAAAGUCGUAUGCAGGACGUUAGAUCCCUUGAGGUGCUGUCCGAGAAGUAUAGACAAAAUGUCGCCGAAUUCUCUGAUCUCAAUAGCCACUACCAAGUUCAGCGACAAGAGUACUUCGACACCCUUUCUAAGUUUCUUGAGGUGGAGCAGCAAUCGUCCCAGUUUGGUGCCCAGGCAGAGGAACUUGGGCGACAGGUCACUUCUCUGCAGCACGUCUCCGACGAGAAAGACGGGAUCCUUAGGGGAAAAGAUGGGAUCCUCAUGGAACAGGAGACUGAGCUUCGAGACCUCCGUGCCGCAAGGUUGUACUUAGAACGGAGCAUAGCGGACCUGGAGGACAGGGCUCGUAAAGCCGAGCAGGAUGCCUCGGAUGCAAAGACCAUGUUCUUCAAUGCUCAAGCUGAUUCGGAGGCGCUUCGAGAUGCUCUCAGAGCGGCGAACGAACAAUUGUCGAGGCUUCAGGCGACGAACGAAGCGGUAACCGACAGGUAUAAUUCCGUGCUCAAAGACCUCUACGAUGUCGAGUGCUCGCAGAAAAUGUCGGCUGCGCAGCUCUCCGACGCCAUCGCCGAGCGCGACUCGCUUAGGGAGGAACUAAAGGUCUCGCGACAGCAAAACGAGACCAAUAGGGCGAGGUGGCAAGAGUCAGAAGCGAAUAGAAGGAACCUCCAGGAUCGGUUUGAAGAACAAACCGUCAGCCUGAAGUUGGCGAAGGAUAACGUAGGCGAGAUCCAAGAGCGCUUGGAUGCAUCCGAGACCGCAACGAAGACCGACAUGGCGUUUCUACAAGGACAGCUUCUGAAUAUGAAGAAGAACCAUGACGACACGAAUGGGGAGCUUACUGCCGUCCGUACUAGUGCUGCUUGCCUUGAGAAAGAUCUGGCGUGUCAAGAAGUCAAGUAUCAGGCGUCGCUCUCCCGCAGCGAAGAGGAACGUCUCCGAGCCGUGGAACGACAGGAAAGUCAGGAACGCGAGGGGCGGAGGUGCAAGGAAAAGGUCAUCGAGUUGGAGGGGGUAUUAGCUGCUAACAUUCGCAGGGUAGAGGAUCUUCAGAAAGCAUACGAAGAUGCAAAAGAGGGUACUAGGACUGCCACAGCUUCUCUUACCGCACGGGUCACGGCUCUGGAAGCAUCCGAGAAACGCCUCAUAGAACGAUCCAACACCAUCACCGGAAGGUACAAGGCGAACGACCUGAAUCAGAACGAGGCGGCCCUGGUAAACACGAUAACCCAGCAAUCAAGAGCUAUUUACGAGCGUGAAAUCGCUACGAAGACGAAUGACAUUCGGAUGCGCGAUAACAUGAUCAAACAACAUGAAGCCCGCAUUAAGCAGCUUGAGACGAGCUUGUCCCGGCGAAUCAGAGAAGAAGCGCCAUCGGUGGCAACUUGUGUUGACCGCUCACACGAUGUCAACGAGCAGCCAACGGACUCGGAGGGUAAUGUCAAUGCACAUAACCCGCCCUAUCGGGCUCGGACAGACGCCAUCUUGGGGGCGACCGGUGCAGGGGGUGGCAAGGGAUCUGGCAUCAGACCGUCGCAAAUUUCUAUGUCCAACAAGCACGUUACGUUCGCCGAUAUAUGCGACGACGGCGAUGAUAUCCUUGACUUUGAGGACAGCCAGCGUUCAGCAACCGCAGGUGGCGGACGAAUCAAGAGGAAAGACGCUUCCCCUGUUGUUGACGUAGACGACGAUGAAGAUGAGGAGCCACCGCAACCCCUACGACCGGUCAAACGCCCGCAGCGAAACUCAGCCAGGGUUCCCGAAGUCGAGCAGGUUGCUGACAAGGCCUCAGCCACGACGUCCAACAAGAAGGGCACGAAGCGCUCAGGCCGCUAG